CCCGCGUCGCAGCGCUGCGGCUGAGAACGCUUCUCUGGGAGGCCGGUAGCCUCGGGGUGCCAGUAUGUAAAGCAGCUGGCGGGGCUGGGCGGAACCUGAGGGCGAUGCAAAUGAUGGAGGCGGGGUCUGCCCGCGGCUCCGCCUCCCUCCCCCGCAGCUGGGGCCAGCGGUGCCAAGCGCAGCUGGUCGAGUGGCGGCAGCUGGGCGAGUGACAGCCCCAGCUCCGCGCGCCGCGGCCGCCAGAGCCGGCGCAGGGGAAGCGUCCGCGGCCCCGGGCGGCAGAGCGGCCGCCUUCUCCCGCGCCUCCCGGGCCCGCAGCGCGCGGUACCGCGGCCCCUGGCCGGCACCUCUCGUGCUCCCGCUCCCCGCGCGCAAGAUGGCUGACCCGGCUGCGGGGCCGCCGCCGAGCGAGGGCGAGGAGAGCACGGUGCGCUUCGCCCGCAAAGGCGCCCUCCGGCAGAAGAACGUGCACGAGGUGAAGAACCACAAAUUCACAGCCCGCUUCUUCAAGCAGCCCACCUUCUGCAGCCACUGCACCGACUUCAUCUGGGGCUUCGGGAAGCAAGGAUUCCAGUGCCAAGUCUGCUGUUUUGUCGUGCACAAGCGGUGCCAUGAGUUUGUCACUUUCUCCUGCCCCGGCGCUGACAAGGGUCCAGCCUCCGAUGACCCCCGAAGCAAACACAAGUUCAAGAUCCACACAUACUCCAGCCCCACGUUUUGUGACCACUGUGGGUCACUGCUGUAUGGACUCAUCCACCAGGGGAUGAAAUGUGACACCUGCAUGAUGAACGUCCACAAGCGCUGCGUGAUGAACGUCCCCAGCCUCUGCGGCACAGACCACACGGAGCGCCGCGGCCGCAUCUACAUCCAGGCCCACAUCGAGAGGGAGGUCCUUAUCGUUGUCGUAAGAGAUGCUAAAAACCUUGUACCUAUGGACCCUAAUGGCUUGUCAGAUCCUUACGUGAAACUGAAACUGAUUCCUGAUCCCAAGAGUGAGAGCAAGCAGAAGACCAAAACCAUCAAGUGCUCCCUCAACCCUGAGUGGAACGAGACAUUUAGAUUCCAGCUGAAAGAGUCGGACAAAGACAGAAGACUGUCUGUAGAGAUUUGGGAUUGGGAUCUGACCAGUAGGAAUGACUUCAUGGGAUCUUUGUCAUUUGGGAUUUCUGAACUGCAGAAAGCUGGUGUUGAUGGCUGGUUUAAGUUACUGAGCCAGGAGGAAGGCGAGUACUUCAACGUACCUGUGCCACCGGAAGGCAGUGAGGGCAACGAGGAACUGCGGCAGAAAUUUGAGAGGGCCAAGAUCAAUCAGGGGACCAAGGCUCCUGAAGAAAAGACGACUAACACCAUAUCCAAAUUUGACAACAACGGGAACAGGGACCGGAUGAAACUGACUGAUUUUCACUUCCUGAUGGUGCUUGGAAAAGGCAGCUUUGGCAAGGUCAUGCUCUCUGAGCGGAAGGGCACAGAUGAGCUCUACGCCGUGAAGAUCCUGAAGAAGGACGUGGUGAUCCAAGAUGAUGACGUGGAAUGCACGAUGGUAGAGAAGCGGGUGCUGGCCCUGCCCGGGAAGCCGCCCUUCCUGACCCAGCUGCAUUCCUGCUUCCAGACCAUGGACCGCCUGUACUUUGUGAUGGAGUAUGUGAAUGGUGGCGACCUCAUGUACCACAUCCAACAAGUGGGCCGGUUCAAGGAACCUCACGCUGUAUUUUAUGCUGCAGAAAUUGCCAUCGGUCUGUUCUUCUUACAGAGCAAGGGCAUCAUUUACCGAGACCUGAAACUUGACAAUGUGAUGCUGGAUUCUGAGGGUCACAUCAAGAUCGCUGAUUUCGGCAUGUGUAAGGAAAACGUCUGGGACGGAGUGACAACCAAGACCUUCUGUGGCACUCCAGACUACAUCGCCCCUGAGAUAAUUGCUUAUCAGCCCUAUGGGAAGUCCGUGGAUUGGUGGGCAUUCGGAGUCCUGCUGUAUGAGAUGUUGGCUGGGCAGGCACCCUUUGAAGGGGAGGAUGAAGAUGAACUCUUCCAGUCUAUCAUGGAACACAACGUGGCUUAUCCAAAGUCCAUGUCCAAGGAAGCUGUGGCCAUCUGCAAAGGGCUGAUGACGAAACACCCGGGCAAACGUCUGGGUUGUGGACCUGAAGGUGAACGUGACAUCAAAGAGCACGCGUUUUUCCGGUAUAUUGACUGGGAGAAGCUUGAACGCAAAGAGAUUCAACCCCCGUAUAAGCCGAAAGCCUGUGGGCGAAAUGCUGAAAACUUCGACCGAUUUUUCACCCGCCAUCCACCAGUCCUAACACCUCCUGACCAGGAAGUCAUCAGGAAUAUUGACCAAUCAGAAUUCGAAGGAUUUUCCUUUGUUAACUCUGAAUUUUUAAAACCUGAAGUCAAGAGCUAAGUAGAUGUGUAGAUUUCCGUCCUGCAUUUCUGUCAUUCAAGCUCAACGGCUAUUGUGGUGACAUUUUUUUUUUUUAAUUGCAAAGUUGCAUCCGUGUUUUAUUUGCUGAUGAAACUAGAGUGACCAUGUUUCAGGACCCAAAUGUCCUCAGGUAGUUUGGAGCAUCUCUGUGAGAUGGGAUUAUGCAGAUGGCAUGUUGAAAAUGUGGCUGCAUUAUUAGCACAUUAUCAAAGUCCUUUUAGCACUUAUUUUCCCCAGCAUGUCAGUGAAGUAGGUCCAGUGGGGACAGAACAUGCCUGCUUUCUUUCCUUUUUUCCUGCGCUGCCAUUUUCACACAUUUUCCAAUCCCAACCAUCCAAUCUAGAUUUUUCCUGCCAAAUAAGUGGAUAAUCGGAUGCUAGCAGUAUUCUUCCACUUCUGGACUUGGAGCUUGGCUUGUAUCCAAGUAGGUGGUUGCUUUGACUUAGAGGGAGUUUCCUCCAUUCUGCCUGGUUUGGAGGCACUGGGAGCUUUGAAAAGAACACGCUAAAAAUAAAAUUUUAUUUGUUAUUUUUUUAAACUCAAAGUUCAGAAGAUUAUCUAAGCCCUUUUAAAACUCCAAGAGUGUGCUUUGAGAUAGUUUCAAUCUAAGGGCACCUCAAGGAGUCAUAAGCCAACCAGCUUGGGCGCUACCUCAACGCUGUAAGCUCUGAUUCCCUGUGUCCCCAAUCACCUUCAUCCCCAAACUACUUGAAAAGGGCAUUUGGACCCACUCCCUGAAAAGACAUGGUCACUUUAGCAAGGUCCUGAAGGGCCGUGGUUUUACAUUACAUUUCAAAGUUUAUUUGCUUUGGGGUUUUAUUUCUGUUGUUGUUCAAAUGCAAAAAAAAAAAAAAAUUACUCUUGUUACACAUGCUUUGAAAUACGUGUCCAAAUGUUAUUAACCACAAUGACCUGCUUUGAUUUACCAAGAAGAUGGCCCUGGAGCCUGGCAGACCCGUGCCUGCGUGGAUGGGAUUUGUCUAGGUUUGUUGUUGGCUUCGGAAAGCUAAUUAAGUGCUCUGAGAAAGACCAUUUCUUGAAAGCAUAGACAGUCGUAUUCCUCACUUUGAUGUUGUUUUGCAAGAUGUUUGCGGAAAUGUUCGUAUCUGGAUGUCUGUUAUGUGCCAUUUUUCUGCUAGCAUCGAGAUACAAUAAAAAAAAAAAAAAGAAAGCAAGAAAGAAGAAAUACUAUUUCAAGGAAAAUGGCUCUCUUUGAAAAACAUGGAACCAAACUACAAAAUGGGGCCUCCUGAGGCUUCACGACAGAAAAAAACUAAACCCAGAACUUAAUCUUGGCCCCAGUGUUUAGCCGGUCAGAGAGGCUGGGACUGUGGACCAUUCAGGGACUCCUGGGGGCCUGUGAUGGGGUGGGGUGAGCUGGCGAGGGGGGCCUCCAGCAAUAUCAGAGCUCAAGGCCCACAUUCCCACCAGAGGCAAGUUUAGGGUCCAGCUACGAGCCGGGCUGGGGCUCUUGAUUUUCUUGUCAAAAUUGCUACUCUUCCCAGCUCACACUCAACCUUUCUAGCAAGUAACUUUAUGAGCCCCCAGAAGCCCAAGGAAACCCCUUGGGUGGAAGAAAUCCCAUUUCCAUCUGAGCAGAUAAGGACAGCAGGUGGUCCUCCAUCCCUGCCUCCUGUCCCCUGCUGUCCUCAGGCAGCCCUAAAGACAACUCUUGUCACAAGUCCAGUGAUUUCUGGAAGUGCCAGGGCUUCUAAGAGACCAUCAAGGGAACUUUAAAAACUUGACAAAUGUCCCUGAAGUGAGACUUCUCAUCUUUUAAAAAACCAUGAUUUGAUCUCCACUUCGGCAAAGCCCCCUGCUGUUCACUGCUUUCUGCCCGCUCUCGUCUCCCUGCUGCGGGCUUUGAGACCAGCCCUGCUGCCGCCGUGGUGGUAGCAAUCUAGACGUCAGGGAAAGCAUACAUGAAGUCCUGGCUGACAAGCUCAGGUGGCGAGAGAAGGAGGGAAGUCGGGGCAGAACCUCCUCAUUUUAUUGUUGGGAAACCAGCAUCUGGAGGGAGGAAGUGACUUGCCCAAUGUCAGCCAGCUGGGCUGUAAACCCAGUUUCCUGCUUCUCGGUGCAGGCCUCUUUCUGCUCUGUGACUACCAUCUCUGAGCUGUGCCUACCAACAGACAAGUUAUUUGAGGUCCUUCACCUGGCUGUUGGGUCACCAGGCCUUUCCUUGGAUAUGCUCUCAGGAAGAUUAAAAACGAUGGAGAAACAUUGGCCCAUCAAUAAAAGAUUACAGACAACUUUAGAGAACAAUGUAGGAUGGAUGGAUGGAUAGAUAGAACUAGGUAGAUAGAGAUAAAUAGAAAGAAUAUACUCUGUGUGUGUGUGUAUACACACACACACACACACACACACACUGCACUCUACAUUUUCCAAAUUGCUGCCAUUAUUUUUCAAAAGUUUAAUAGUUUGCAGAAAUAGGUACUCGAGCCAAAGUCUCUGUUCCCCUAACACACCGAGCUGAGGGUUGGUCAGGGAAGCCUUCUGUGAAAGAGAGGGAUCAUUAGUCAGAAUUCCUGCAGUUGCCUUUUCUAUCAACAUUUCAAGUGCAGAGGAGACUGAGAAACAGAGCUUUCAACAUGUAUAAUCCCAGGGGAAUACUUUGCAAAGGUAUCCAAGAAGGAAGAUUUUGAAUUUAUUUUUGCGAUCGUCCAUGUAUUCCACCCUCCAUUCAUUCACCCAACCAGCAUUUAUUGAGCACCAGCUCUGUGCCAGGCUCUAUUCUGGGUGCCAGGAGCAUGGUGGGGAACCAUGAAGAUGCAAUCCAAGAAGGCAGUCAUUAAACAAGUAAUUAAAAGCAUGAUGUAAUCUAGAGAUAACUAGUCUCUGGGUUAAUCAGGGAAGGCUUCUUUUAAGAAAGAAGAAGUCAUCAAAAGUCUGUGGGGCUCUGCUUUCUCUCUGGAGAUCACAUUUGAGGCUAAAGGAGGAGAUGCAGCAGUGCCCUCUUGACCCAGAUUUGUGGGACAAUCAUAUAGUGCAAUGGUGGGGAAAGAGAGGCAAGAGGGUACCUGGGGUGAGUUUCCUUCCAGAAGGCCGAAGGCACAGUCUCCAUACUUGAACAGCUCACAGAAUCACCAAGAUUUGAGCAGAGAUACCUGUAUGGAGAUGCUUGUAUGGAGAGAGGGAACUGGUUUCAGAGCUCGGUUCCGAGUCCUGAGUCUCACCUUUGGGGUUCAUCACUCAGAUUCCUGCAGGCAUUACUUUUUCUGGCCCUCAGGGAGACACUGCCCCUGGCUCAACACCACCUGGUUCUUCUAGAUGAGACAGGCUGAUAUUUUCCAAAAGAACUUAAAUUAGAGGAGAAGUUUUUAAAAAGAAACUAAAUAAGAUAAUCCAAAGGAACCGAAACACAGUCCAGGGCAGCCAUGGGUCGUUGUCUACCAGGAUCUUAGAAUCCCUCUUUUCAUUUCUUGGACUUCUCACUAACCAGCUUCUCUUCUAAGAAAGCACAGGGCCAUGGUCACAGUGACCUUCUUGGGGAAUUAAUAGGAGGUCAGUGGAAUCAGUAACCCUCCUUGGAGGAGUGAAACUAUUCUCAUGUGGCUUCAGAUACUAUCAACCCAGAAAGGAAUUGUCCCAACAGAGAGGCCCAUUCUUUCCCAACUGCUAGGGUAAAAUUCAGGGGUAUUUUCUAUGAAGAUCUGCCCAUAAUGGCCAGUCCUAUUUAGACCAUGUGAACGAUGGAAGCAUGAGUCAUCACCAGAACAACACAUGGGGAAGGGCCUUCAAUAUUGGGGCUGGUGGGAAGGGAACCUCUUCUGGAUGCCCACAGGCAGGGAAGGCCACGGCGGGGAACCUGAAAGGAGGCAGCUGCCUGCUUCUAGCCCCAGAUAUACCCAGGGCCCACACCCAGCCCUGGAGCUCUCAGAUCUCGAAGGGACUUAACACAGUUCUGUCCAUAUUGGGGCUCACAAUGGACAGGAGCCCGUGUGAGAGACCCGUAGGAUCAAUAGGAACAAAUUCCAUUGUUUUGCUGUAGAGUAUGAUCUCUAGCCCUGGGGGCAACUGUAAGUUGGAGAAAGCAAAGAGGCUCAUCUUUCAUAAAGUCUUCAUUCAUUGACUCAUUCAUUCAACAAAUAAUUGUGGAAGGCCUGCCAUGUGCCAAGUCUUGGCACUGGAAAUAUACAAACAAAGACCUUGCCCUCCUGGAAAGAGGCAAUAAAUAAUCAUGACAGUUCCUGACAGCAGCAAGUGCAAUGAAGACAAUUAAAAAGAUGCUAAAGAAAAAAAAAAAAAAAAGAUGCUAAAGUAUGACUUGUGGGGUCCAGAGAGGGAUGCACAGGCAAUAUUAAAGGAAAAGGUGGCGUGGAAUUCAAGCUUUUCUCUGAACACAGCAAAUAACACAUUCAGUGCCUGGGACAACACAGGACAGGCUGACAGCAGGCAGGACAGGACAAAGCAGAAUAGGUGGGGGGUGGUAAGAGACGGUCCACUGUCCAGAAAACAGCUCCACCGGCAUCUCAGCCCACUCCCCCUGGCCACACUUACUGAAGUGCAUUCUUCAUGUCCCCCUCACCCCUACACCCCUACACAUACACCAGAAGAGUAAUUGGGGCACUUCUUAGGGACAUUUUACCUGUCUCAGGGGAGCAGCCAAAAAGAAGGCAUUCUUGCGAGAAGUAUUUUGCAAAGGGAAAUGAAUCCAGUAAUGAGAAAUCCUUGUCAGUCAGUACCUUUUAGGGGUUAAACCUAAAGCAUGGAUGACCAUUGACCAAAUUCUAACAAAUCAGUCAAUCCUCACCGACCCUCCCCUCUUUACAAUCUGACACCACUCUGGCUUCAGCCAGGUAACCUGCCCGGUACCUGUGAAACCCAUACGUUAUCCUUGGUUGUCCUGCAAUAAACCAGCCAUCAAGCUUUCCCCCCAGUCAGAGAGGCUGAGAUGAAGCAUAAUUAGGAGCGAUGUGGUUGGGAAAAAUCACUACCCCACUGUGCAAUCUUGGGCAAGUCACUUUACUUUCCUGUGCUUCAGUUUUCUCAUAUGUCAAAGCACCAGGGGCGAGGACCUCUACUUGCCCCUAGGUGGGGGCUAAGGAUGGGAAGAUCAUAGGCUGAUAAGGACCCUGAAGAGGUGAGAGCAUCAUCCAGAUGUGAGAUCUUGUUAUGAGCCCACGCUCUGACAUUCCCUGGUGAAACUUGCCCCAAACUGCAGUUAGUAAACUGGGAUUGAUGCCCAUCCCCCCCCAAAAAAAGAAAAUGCCAGACUAACUAGGAGAAUAGAAUGUUUUAAAGCUGCCCUUCCAGACUAGGAGUUUGUUGACUAGACACAUUGCUGUAAACAUCCUUGGAAGAAACUCUGGCUGUUGAAGACCCAAAUUCUAGUCUGUGGGUGGAUUUCUGAGCAUCCCUUCAAAGCCUAGAUUGCAUCAGGGAAUGUGGGGUGGAUAGUGAUCUGUUCCUUUCAUUGAGCAGUGAUCUGAUGUCCCCAUUUUGCCACUCUGCCUUCUGGGGAGCUGAGUGGUCGUGUGGCUCUGCUCCUCUUUAAAGAAAGAAGCCUCCUAGCCACAGGGGGCGCUCUUGGAUCGUUUCCUCCUGGACUCUCUACUGCAUGACUAAUUCUAUGACAGCAUACCUGGUCAGAGGUAGUUUCCAACUCAAUUCAUCUCAAAGCCAAGGAAAACAAAACACACACACACACCUCACUUUCUGGCAAUCCUUAAAGAAAGUCAAGGUCUCAUUUCCUUUCUUAGAAAAUUUCCACCAAGUUUUCUCUCCUGAAGCCAACAUACAAUGUGAAAUGAAAGCUAGGGGAUAGUAUUGCAAUGCAGCUGCUAAACCCUGUCAGCACAGGGCGCCUCCUGACUCUGCCCAUGAGACGUCAUCAGCUUCCCAAUAACUGGCAUGUCUUGGUCACGUUUCCUUCUUCUUAUGCUGUGUUAAUGUGUUUGCUUUCCAUUUGGCAGAGAGACAAGCGAGACGCCUCCAAUUUCGACAAAGAGUUCACCAGACAGCCUGUGGAACUCACGCCUACUGAUAAACUCUUCAUCAUGAACUUG
Molecule: messenger RNA, 8427 nt
Organism: Balaenoptera acutorostrata (minke whale)
Lineage: Eukaryota; Metazoa; Chordata; Mammalia; Artiodactyla; Balaenopteridae
Gene: PRKCB
Product: protein kinase C beta
Exons: 17
Coding region: 377-2398 (673 amino acids)
Biological process (GO): protein phosphorylation
Molecular function (GO): diacylglycerol-dependent serine/threonine kinase activity; zinc ion binding; ATP binding
Source: RefSeq, a predicted model, not a curated record